UCAUUUAGACCGCCGUCAGAAAAGUUUGAAAAUUGCUGGCGAAAUGUUGCAAAACGACGCGGUGCGGACUUUGCAAUACGACAGUGAGAUCCGAGUGGCUCAACAGCCAAGUCCCUCAGAACCGAGAGUUUACGACUCCCAUAUCAGCAUUACUUCACAACCCAGGCCGGAGGCUCCUCGCAUCCCGCUGCCGGUGCCGAUUGCCACGGUUACGGGCCGAACAUUCAUCCCACUUUCCGGAUACGAUUGCCUUGCAGACCUGCCGUCGGUACAUAUUGAACAGACCUUUGAGCUCAAUGAUGCUCUGACAGCUGUCUCUUCGGAGAACCGAUAUGUGGUGCGAUCCCCACUGGGCGACGCCAUCUUCGCGGCCAGCGAGAGCUCCACAGAAAAGAAUCGCAUAGUUUGGGGAGCUGGACGGCCCUUUCAGAUGCACCUUCUGGAUAAAACGCACCAGGAAGCUCUGGUCUUCCGCAAAAAACUAGCCCUAGGAUCGCUGUGCUGCCAGCCAAAAAGUCUGGAGAUUUGGAUACCACCUGGUAAUGUGCUGGGUAGAGUGGUGCAGUCACCCACUUUCAUGCAGCCAGAGUUCUUUAUCGAAGAUGAAACCACGGGACAACCAGUAUUUUGUGUGGAGGGUCCUGCUAACUCGGGAUUCUGCUGCUUCUGUUUGCCCAGAGAGUGUUACUUUAAGAUCCAUUCAGGCGGCAAUAUGAGGGCUUCCAUAGACCACAAAUGGCUGGCCAGCAAGUCGCAGUACACAACGAAUAUUUACUUUAGUGAUGUCAAGCUAACCGCCAAGGAGCGGGCUUUGAUACUGGGAUCAGCCUUCCUUCUGGAAUAUCUGUACUUCCAAACCCGAUUUUGAUGUGAUUCACUAACAAUAAACAAAUAAGCGUUGUAUAUUCA
This is a messenger RNA of Drosophila yakuba, 909 nucleotides long. RefSeq names its product phospholipid scramblase 1. Gene Ontology annotation, molecular function: phospholipid scramblase activity. Gene Ontology annotation, cellular component: plasma membrane. Bases 44 to 868 code for a protein of 274 amino acids. Lineage: Eukaryota; Metazoa; Arthropoda; Insecta; Diptera; Drosophilidae. The record is from RefSeq and is a predicted model, not a curated record. Gene Ontology annotation, biological process: plasma membrane phospholipid scrambling. The transcript is spliced from 5 exons.